Heterobasidion irregulare TC 32-1 is the source of this 1614-nucleotide messenger RNA. Its product is annotated as cysteine protease. The transcript has 11 exons. NCBI's taxonomy places the organism in Eukaryota, Fungi, Basidiomycota, Agaricomycetes, Russulales, Bondarzewiaceae. Bases 1 to 1614 code for a protein of 537 amino acids. The record is from RefSeq and is a predicted model, not a curated record. Gene Ontology annotation, molecular function: protein binding; cysteine-type deubiquitinase activity; proteasome binding. Gene Ontology annotation, biological process: proteasome-mediated ubiquitin-dependent protein catabolic process; protein deubiquitination; regulation of proteasomal protein catabolic process.
AUGGCUCCCGUCACUGUCCACAUCAAGCAUGCAGGGAAAACUCAUAACAUCACCGUCGACACCGAUCGACCCCCAAUAGCGUUCAAGGAGGAUAUUUACCAGAAGACGGGUGUUCCUAUUGAUCGCAUGAAAGUCAUGGUCAAGGGCGGUAUUCUAAAGGAUGAUGCGAAUUGGGCAAAGAUUGCCCCUAAAGAAGGCCAGACCUUCAUGGUGAUCGGUGCUGCAGGAGAACUUCCGAAGGCCCCAUCCAACCCAGUGAUCUUCCUUGAGGAUCUUGAUGACACAGAGCUCGCGAGAGCGUUGGCAUACCCUGUCGGUCUUAAAAACCUUGGCAACACUUGUUACAUGAAUGCCACAGUCCAAGCAAUGCGCGCCAUUCCUGAGCUACAGACUGUCCUUGCCUCGUUCGUCCCCUCGCAACCGACCUUGCCACUCGCACGCUCUCUACGCGACCUUUAUGACUCGAUGUCAAAGACAACAGAAGGCAUAAACCCACAGGCGUUCCUUCAGGAUCUUCGUCGGGCCGUCCCCCAGUUCGCAGAGAUGAGCAGGUCCGAGUCAGCCACCCUUUUUGGUGGAGGAUACGCACAGCAGGACGCGGAGGAGUGCUGGUCUCAGAUCACGAACAACCUCCAAGUUCUUCCAGGUCUGCCAGGCCCGUCUGGCUCUGCCUCCCAUGUGACUUUUGUCGGCCAGUAUAUGACUGCGGUCAUGCGUCGCGAACUCAAAUGUGACGAAGCUCCCGAAGAGCCCGUCGAUGUUUCGACCCAGAAGGUCCUCAAGGUUGAUUGCAAUAUUUCCAUCAAGACAAAUUUCAUGCAACCUGGCAUCUUGGCUGCUUUGGACGAGAAGAUCGAGAAAAUCUCACCUUCAUUGGGACGACCUGCAAUUUACUCGCAACGUAUGCGACUCGAACGGCUGCCUACAUAUCUCACAGUGCAUAUGGUCCGAUUUGCAUGGCGGCGUGAUAUCAACAAGAAGGCCAAAAUCAUGCGCCAAGUCAAGUUUCCCAUCGAGUUCGAUGCGCUGGACCUGACGACAGAUGGAUUGCGUGCCAAGCUGUCGCCCGUCAGCAGUAAACUGAAGUUGAUUGAGAAAAAUAGAGCCGAGCGACGCAAAGUGCGCAAACGCACAAAAGCGGCGAAGGCGGUGGUUCCAACCGAUAGAGAGGGUGAUGUUGACAUGGCUGAAGCUCCCCCAGUGGCACUUGAAGAAGCAGGGGAGCUACAGCCCGAGGAAGUGUACAGAGCAAAGGAGAAGGCUGAACUGGCUGAACUCGUCGAUGCUGACGUGAAGCAAGAUAUCGGAGCUAGUCAAACAGGGCUGUAUGACCUUGUUGCGAUUAUUACGCACAAGGGCCCUGACGCUGACGGUGGACAUUACAUCGGUUUCGUCAAGCGAUCUGUCUUCCACCCCGUGGGGCCGCAAUCCGCUCCUGCUCUUGACUCUUCGUCCAUCGCUCCCGCAGGCUUGGAAGAAGAUGACGAAGACUGGUACAAGUUUGAUGACGAGAAGGUGACCGUGUUCCCUUCAGAGAAGAUCCAGACACUUUGCGGCGGAGGCGAGGACGCGAGCGCAUAUGUAUUGUUGUACAAGAGCAAGUCGAUCGAUUGA